This is a messenger RNA of Peronospora matthiolae, 195 nucleotides long. The record is from the annotation of a GenBank genome assembly. NCBI's taxonomy places the organism in Eukaryota, Oomycota, Peronosporomycetes, Peronosporales, Peronosporaceae.
AUGCAUUUUUCCAGUCGAAAGGGUCACGCACCGUUGGUGAUGAUGGAGCAACCGAUUGUCGGCACGCGCUCAGGGUAUGUAGUGAAUCUGGGGCUCGUGAUUGACGCGACAGGCAGCGACACGUGUCUGCACGAUGUCAAGUGGUUGUGGUUGUGCUGUGGGGGUGAUGGUGAGGGAAUGGGAGGUAUUGACUAG